Molecule: messenger RNA, 1737 nt
Organism: Diabrotica virgifera virgifera (western corn rootworm)
Lineage: Eukaryota; Metazoa; Arthropoda; Insecta; Coleoptera; Chrysomelidae
Exons: 6
Coding region: 132-1511 (459 amino acids)
Molecular function (GO): zinc ion binding
Source: RefSeq, a predicted model, not a curated record
AUUUUGUAAUAUUAGGACUUUUAUCGUGAACGGCUGUAAUUAUUGUUUAUUUAUUUUAUAUCUUAGAAAGACAAUACGUAUAUUUUUUUUCUCAAUUCAGUGUAACCCUGUUCAAACAAUUUGAGAUCAAAAUGGCAAGACUAAGGUUAGUUGAAUAUUUGGAGUAUCUUGGGGGCACAAAUACUUCUAGAAGUGUCUGUGAAGGCGAAGAAGUAUUAAAUGCUGGUCAUGUAAUUUUAUGUGGAAAAUCGAAUUCUUCCACUUCCGAUAAAAUUCUGAUAUACGCUUUGUGUCUUCAAACUAGUGCACUUACUUCAGAUCCACAUAAAAUUCGAGGAGAACUACUUCAAUGUAAUUCAGAGAAAGGCACCAUCAAAAUCAAGAGCAUGUUUUGUUCCUGCAAAGCUGGAGCUAGUGGUAGAUGUAAGCACAUAUCUGCUGUUUUGCUCAACUGUACAAGGGUAAAUCUUGAAGAAUUGGAAGUAAUUUCCCAAACUGAUGUGAAAUGUGUUUGGUCAACACAGAAACAUGUGACACAAGAAAAAUACAAACCUGUUCCCAUAAAAGAUAUGCCAUGUUUCAAAAAUAAAAUUGAACAGUGUCGCUUAGAAUUGGAUACCAAUAAAUUGCAUAAUUUUUUCAUGGGCCAGUUACCUCAAUCUGCACUUUCUAAACAUAAUAUCGGAAGAAGAGAAGUUGCUGACAUAAUUGUGGACAAAAAAGUAGGAUCUGACAUAAAUAAUUAUUAUAUCCAAGCAAUUUUGGACAAUGCUUGUCAGUCUAUAGCAAUGUUAGAAGCUUCCAUCAUUUCAAUAUGUAAUGAAAAUGAUUGUUGUAAAGUGUUGUUUUCAAAACUUUUUAAUAUGACUUCUGAUACCAUCAUCAAUAUAAAUCAACAAUCCAAAGAGUGGCAUGAACAGAGAAAAUACCGAGUAACAGGUUCCCGAAUAUAUGAAUUAUAUACAUAUUCGAAAUCUGAGUGGGACAACAAAGCCACAAGAUACUUUUAUAGUAAAGGCUUCAGUAAUAAGUUUACCAAACAUGGUGUGAAAUACGAGGGUGAUGCUAAAGAUGCCUUUGUUUCUCAAACAUCCCUCCAAGUUGUGGAUUGUGGAAUGAUUGUUUCACAUUCUAAUCCUUGGCUUGGCUAUUCUCCAGAUGGUGUGAUCUUUGAGAACAACAGACCUGUUGCCCUACUUGAAGUGAAAUGUUUAUAUCAAGGGGCUACUAAGAACAUCAAGGAAGUGCUGUCUACAACAAAAUUUAUAGAGAAAAUAGGUAACACAUAUGUUUUAAAAAGAAAUCAUAAAUAUUAUGGACAAGUUCAACUAGGUAUGGCAUUACUGAACGUUCCUACCUGUUACUUUGGUUUAUAUGCUUCUUUUGAUAAAAGUAUGGAAAUAUUUAAAAUAGAAUUUAAUUAUACUUUCUCAAAACAAAUGCUCACAGUGGUAAAGAAAAAUUUUUUUGAAAAUAUGUUACAUGUUGUUUGUAAAUCUAAUAAACUAUAGUUAGGCUGAAAGAUUUUUUUAUUACCAUUCCACAUUACCCUUUAAAUUUAUACAGUUGCAACAAAGGAUAUCAAAUAUUUUAUUUUUAGGAAAACAAUAAAGUCACAUAUCCACAAUUGUUUGUUAAUUAAUAAUCAAACUGGAUUUAUACAAGCUCUUAUUGAAUAAUUCAAAUAUAUUUGUAUAAAAAUGAUAAUAUUCAAAGGCAAAUGUUUACCAUCAUUCC